This is a messenger RNA of Phycomyces blakesleeanus NRRL 1555(-), 3000 nucleotides long. RefSeq lists its product as hypothetical. NCBI's taxonomy places the organism in Eukaryota, Fungi, Mucoromycota, Mucoromycetes, Mucorales, Phycomycetaceae. The record is from RefSeq and is a predicted model, not a curated record. The coding region runs from base 1 to 2730 and encodes 909 amino acids. The transcript has 4 exons.
AUGAUGAAUGGCUCUAAUGAACAUGCAUUAAGUGACAUGGAAGUUUCGGACAACGAAGAAUUCUCGCAACAACAUAAUUCUAUCGAUGCAUGGAUACAAGAUUCCAUGCCCCAAGGACAGCGCAGCCAACAAAGUUAUCCAGAUGGCCGAGUUUACCAAAAUCGAAAAGACACAUCUGGGAGCAGUAGAUCAAUCCACAUCAAUCCAGCAUUAACCCAAAGAUUUCAAGAUGCCCCCUAUUAUCAGUUCAAUGAUUAUGAGAAUGUAGAGAGCGCACAAAACAAUAACCAAAGAGGAGUAAUUAAAAGAUCAGGACGAGCAAAACCCUUACCCAGAUUGGCGAGCAGCAAAAAAAAUCUCUCGCCAAAAACAAUAGUCAUUGAUAAUAGUGACGAAAGCGAUUCAGGAGAAAGUUUCGUAACCGCGCCUUCCUCUCCAAUUGAAAACCGUUCAAUGACACUUAAUGGAAAUCCCAAACCUGAAAAUGACACAGAAAGAUUACAAAGUGAUUUAUCCAAUACCGAGAAUGAGCUAGACAUCGUUGACAAGGAGUUAAGCAAUCUUAUUCAGAAGAAAAUGGAACUCGAAAACGAACUGCUAACGAUAAAACUCAAAGAAACGCUCAAGCGGAAGAAGAUUAACACUCGCGUUCCUCAACAAAAGAAAUUAGAACUAUCUGAAUAUCCUCCACCCGAACAUAAAACUGAAGAAGCUCCUAAAAACGUUUCAAUCGUUACUCCCCCAAAGCAAACUUCAGCACCACACACGUCUACACCUUCAGUAACCAAAACUAAACAUGACCCAGUACCCGAAAAGAAACUGUUUAUGGAUACAUUUGGUAAACCUACUUUGAGACCUACCAAUAUAUUUGGAGUAUCCUUACCACCCACUAUCCCUACCCCAGUCAAGAAACCAAUGCCUAUGUCUAACAAAUCCCUUCCCACGCACAAUAAAGUCGCAGUACCUGGUCCAUCAGAAAGGGUUAGUUUUAGCAUCAGUCAGCCAAUGACUGCCCCUGUUAUAAAAAGCAUUCCUCUUGAUGGAACUUCCCAAUCUGCUUCCAUGGAGUCAACCUUUCCCAUACCAAAACAAUACUCAACCAAUGUUUUUAAACGUGCUCCAUUAAAAAACACAAACAACCCCUUACAAUAUUCAUCAUUAUCGUCCUCAAGCGAAUCUAAAGGGUUUGUAAAUACACUAUCAACGAAUAACAACUUUGACCGAGCCCAACCUCAAAUCGAAAAAAAGCUUAUGAUCCAAGGUACACCUCAGAGCUCCACAAAAUCUAGAGCACCAAAGGCAAUAUUUGGGUUCGUAGCUCAGAACAUUAAUGCAAACAAGGUUACACCGCAACAAAAGACUUUUUCAAAAAAAGUCCCUUCAUUUGACUUAAUUGGUGAAAAAGAGGAAACCAAAGGCUCAAACCCAACUUCUAUCCGACCAACUACUGUAGAUCGUAGCGAUGUAGCUGCCAAAAAAGAUACAACAGCUUCUAAAUCUGUAAAAGAAAGCGAAGCUACUCCCACCGCCGCCCACCCUUUGCCUACCGACGCUAAUAAUCAAAAAUUCAUUCACAGCACGGUUCCAUAUGAAAUAUUUGGUGGAUGUAAUACUCAUAAUAAUUCUCCCUCUAAUCAAGCUGAAAAGACAACUACUAAUACCCAAAGCAACGGGAAAAGUGAGUUUCCUAGUAUAAAAAAAGAGGAAAGUGCAUUGAAUUCGUAUGUUAAAACCAGCGAAAGUACGACCCUGAUGAAUACGUCACCAGAAACUCCUCGGCCUAAAGUUAAUCUAGUUGAGAUUCUUGCCAUUGCACAAGUUCUAGACCAUCGAGAAAAAGCCAAAAAACUAGCAGAAAUCCAAAAAAAUCAACCUAAACCAGAUUACACUGGACUCUCACUUUUAGAGAUUUUGGGAGCACCUUCAUUUGUCUCAUCAUCCACACAGCACGACUCCAUCAAACCUACCGAUCAUCCAGAAGCAUUGCAAAAUGGAAUCAGUACAAAACAAAAAGAGCGAUACUUGCCUCAGACAAUAGAUAAAACCCAAAAAGCUGUGAAAAAUGAACCAGUACAGGAAACUCACACGGAACAAAAAACUCAAAAUGCUGUAAAAAUCGAAUCAGUACCAGAAACUCACACAGAACAAAAGACUCAAAAAGCUGUAAAAAACGAACCAGUACAGGAAGCACAUACAGAACAUGAAUCCCAGGAAAUUGUGAAAGCCGAACCAGUACAGGAAACACGUACAAAACAUGAAGCUCAGAAAAGUGUGAAAAGCGAACCAAUACAGGAACCACAUACAAAACAGGAUCCCCGGAAAACUGAGUCAGCCCAACAAGUUGAGAGUGACGAUAUAUUGACUAGAAAAAGGAGUGAUUAUAAGCAUUCAGACUUGAAUAUUGUGAAUAAGAAAGCAAAAUACGAGAGGGAAAAAAGUAAAGAGAAGUCUGUCGCUAUAUUUGAUGAAUCUCCAGGUGCAGCUACGACCAAUAUUCCUGAGCCAAUGGUCCCAGAUGUCUCGAUUAAACCGAGGACGACUUCAUUCACAGCUUACGAGUCUCCGUUAAAAGUCUUUGGUAUCAACCACCAAGAAUACCAGCCACCUCAAGCCACAUCGAAACCGAAAAAGCCUUUCAACAAGAAAAGCACGUUGUGUAAAUUUGAAGCCAGUGGUGGAACGUGCAAUAACGAUACAUGUACCUCAAUCCAUUUUCGAGAUUUUCAAUAGCCACUUCUCAGCCGUCCCAGAGUAAGGAAGGAUAAAAUAUGAAAUAUGAUUAUGGUUUAUUAAAGUGACAGAUCUCCCUACAUCCCUCUAUUACUCUUUCCCUCUCACUCUAUUUCAUUCUUUCUACUCAUUAUGUCUAUAUAUCCAUUUACAUUAUCCUCAUAUAAGUUUUUUUAACAAACAAAAAGGCGCAACUAAUAGUGAAUUCCCUCACAGUACUUGCCUAAAAAUAAAAUAAAAUAAAAACACCUUAUUUAAUAAUAUAGAUAU